Molecule: messenger RNA, 999 nt
Organism: Coffea eugenioides
Lineage: Eukaryota; Viridiplantae; Streptophyta; Magnoliopsida; Gentianales; Rubiaceae
Exons: 5
Coding region: 193-801 (202 amino acids)
Source: RefSeq, a predicted model, not a curated record
CGUUUGCUAUACAAUGGGUUAUGUGGGUCUCCUUGGCUGGCAAGCUUGAACCGCAUCUUCAGUCGCAAGCAGUGGCCAACAAGUUCUUAAUCAUUUCAACCCAAAAAUAAGACAGAAGCCCAAAGCAGAAUACGGUUGAAUAAACUGAAGCGCUACGCUCGAGUACUGUCUGAUUAGCUCCUCUGCUCUUCAAUGGCUUCUCUACUGAACCCACCUCUAACUUUGCCUCAAAAAAAGGUCAAUUGCGGAAUUGGUGCUGCUGCUGCAACAGUUACUCUACCAAACGGAAACUUUCAGCCUACUGUAAGAACUGCUGGAAAUCAUAGGCAUCAUUUGGUGGUAAACGCUAAAUCAUCUACACAAGCAGAUAUGCUUGAGAAAGAUUCUGUCAGUAUUGAAGGUGUUGAUGACAAGAGUGAUUUUGGAGUUGUAAGUAUGCAUCAUGUUGGGAUCUUAUGUGAGAACCUUGAAAGGUCACUGGACUUUUACCAGAAUAUACUUGGUCUAAAAAUAAAUGAGGCACGACCACACGAUAAGCUUCCAUAUAGGGGUGCUUGGUUGUGGGUUGGUUCUGAGAUGAUACAUUUGAUGGAGCUUCCAAAUCCUGACCCGCUAACAGGCAGGCCCGAACAUGGGGGUCGAGAUCGGCAUACUUGCAUAGCAAUUCGAGAUGUGCCAAAGCUGAAAGCAAUUCUGGAUAAAGCUGGUAUUGCAUACACCCUUAGUCGCUCUGGAAGGCCAGCCAUAUUUACACGUGAUCCAGAUGCCAAUGCACUAGAAUUCACGCAAGUGGAGGCCUGAUUCAUGUCAACUUCUAUGGUUUGAAUAAGAUGCGUCCAUCAGUAUACCAUUUUGAGGUUUCUUACUUUGUACAUAAGCAGUGAUGGUGAAGUACUAAUUAACCCCACAAAUAUUUUCAGAAUAUCGCAAUGUAGACACUGCUUAAUUGACAGUCUUAAGUGAUUACUGCAUGAAUGUAGACAUUCCAUGUUACUAUAA